CGGUGUGCCGCUGCUCUUCAACCUCGGCUCGCUGCUGAAGGAGCUCGGGCGCCACGCCGAGGCUAUCGAGGCGUUCGCGAGCGCCGUGGCGGUGCUGGGCGCGCCCGACCCGUCGGCGUCCGCCUCGCUCGCGGCCUGCCACCUGGACUCUGGUUCCACCGAGGGGGCCAUCGCGGCGGCCGAGGCGGUGGCCCGCGCGCUCGCGGUCGACGCCGCUGGCACGCAGGUGAACCAGACGGCCCUCCGCGUGGCGCCGCAGCUGGCCCUCUGCGCCCUGCGCGCGGAGGCGCAGCUGGAGGGCGCCGCCGCGGGCGACAGGGCCCUGCCGCGCUUCGGCUCGGCGCGGCGGCUAGCCGCCGCCGCGGCGGGGCAGUGCUUGGAGCGGGUGGCUGCCAG
Molecule: messenger RNA, 396 nt
Organism: Prorocentrum cordatum
Lineage: Eukaryota; Dinophyceae; Prorocentrales; Prorocentraceae
Source: the annotation of a GenBank genome assembly